This is a messenger RNA of Lethenteron reissneri (Far Eastern brook lamprey), 1335 nucleotides long. RefSeq names its product NAD(P) dependent steroid dehydrogenase-like (gene NSDHL). NCBI's taxonomy places the organism in Eukaryota, Metazoa, Chordata, Hyperoartia, Petromyzontiformes, Petromyzontidae. The record is from RefSeq and is a predicted model, not a curated record. Gene Ontology annotation, biological process: steroid biosynthetic process. Gene Ontology annotation, molecular function: oxidoreductase activity, acting on the CH-OH group of donors, NAD or NADP as acceptor.
CAAUGAGAGGAGGAGGAGGAGGGACACGGAGCGCGUGAGUGCCGAGGGUGGCGCGAGUCGGCGAGGGAGGGAGGAGCUGAGAGCGUCACCGCAGGACCAUGGCGACACGGAACAGAGCGGGUGAGCGGCGGUGCCUGGUGAUCGGUGGGGCUGGGUUUCUGGGCCAGCACCUAGUGGAGGCGCUGGUGGCGCGAGGGUACGUGGUGGGGGUGUUCGAUGUCCGCCCGGGGGCCCCCAUCUCCGGCGUCGUCUACUUCACGGGGGACCUGUGCAACCAGGAGGACCUGAUGCCAGCGCUGCAGAGCGUGAGCGUGGUGUUCCACUGUGCCUCCCCAAGCCCAGCCAGCAACAAUCGGAACCUCUUCUACCGGGUCAACUGCCAGGGCACGCAGACUGUCAUCGCCGCCUGCCAGGCCGCUGGUGUCAAGCGGCUGGUGCUGACGAGCAGUGCGAGCGUCGUGUUUGAGGGGGUGGACCUGAAGGAUGCCACGGAGGAGACGCCGUAUGCACGCAGACCCAUCGACUACUACACCGAGACAAAGAUCCUACAGGAGAAGGCCGUGCUCGCUGCGAACUGCCCCGAGCGAGGGUUCCUCACGGUUGCGAUCCGCCCCCACGGGAUCUUUGGGCCCCGUGACCCCCAGCUGGUGCCCAUACUUGUGGACGCCGCCCGGCGUGGCAAGAUGAAGUUCAUCAUCGGAGACGGCAGCAACCUCGUGGACUUCACGUACGUGGAGAACGUGGCGCACGGCCACAUCCUGGCAGCAGAGCACCUGGAUCCCGGCUCGCCCGUGUGUGGCCAGGCCUUCCACAUCACCAACGAUGAGCCGGUGCCAUUCUGGGCCUUCAUGUCGCGCCUCCUGGAGGGGCUCGGCUACGCGGCGCCGCGCCACCGCCUGCCCUACCGGCUGGUGUACGUGCUGGCGCUGCUGCUGCAACUGCUGAGCACGCUGCUGCGCCCCGUGUGGGCCUUCACGCCCACGUUCUCGCCGAUGCGCGUGGCGCUCGCCGCCACACACCACUACUACAGCUGCGCGCGCGCCAAGCGCCUCCUCGGCUACCGCCCGCCCGUGCAGCUCGACGACGCGGUGGCGCGAACCCUCGCCAGCUACCCGCACCUGCGCCGCACGGCCGACUAGCGCUCUCGCCAUGGGAGGGACCCGGGUCUCGCCCGUGUCUGGCUGGGUCGCAUCCGGGUGUCAGCCGGGUGUCACCCUUGUAUUCACCCGUGUGUACCUGGACGCUGCGGCGUGCACGGAUGUCGUCGCGCGCCCUGCAGGCCCGCUGCGAGGUUGACCGUUAACCCAAUAAACCUGGUGACAUUUUAACCUCUGA